This is a messenger RNA of Pseudomyrmex gracilis, 1221 nucleotides long. RefSeq lists its product as uncharacterized. The coding region runs from base 1 to 1221 and encodes 406 amino acids. The transcript has a single exon. NCBI's taxonomy places the organism in Eukaryota, Metazoa, Arthropoda, Insecta, Hymenoptera, Formicidae. The record is from RefSeq and is a predicted model, not a curated record.
AUGCUCGUCGUGGCCGCAUCGAGCGAACAAAAAACGCAACGAGAUUGUUCUUUCGUUUUCGUGACUUCGUCGCGCGAUCGUUCGACAUUGACCGCGCGAAACGCGACGUUUUUGCGUUCGUUGGGUUACGCAGUAGACAACGGGGAUAACAACAACAACGACGUACUCAGCGUCGGUGGUGAGCCAGUCCUCGAUGAUCGUAUCGUCAAGAUCGAGACUCACACGUACAACCCGUACGGCAAUACAUCGUUUGGUCACAGCGACGAAAUACGCAUACCCAUUCAACAACAGGAUGUUUACACUCUACCGUACAACAGUUACUUAUACGUCAAGAGAAAGUUCAGUCUACAAACCACCGCCGGGGCUGCGGAAAGAAGCGGCGCGGCCGCCGCCGCGUUGACAAACAAUUGCGUGGCGUUUAUGUUCGAUGAGAUCAGAUACGAGCUUAAUAGUGUGGAAAUCGAUCGAAAUCGCAACCCCGGUGUAACGAGCACGUUAAAGAACUACGUGUUUCUGACCACUGAAACAGGAAACGUUCUGCGACACGCCGGUUGGAACUUGUCCACCAAUAAAGGUGUUGGUGAAUUCAAUUUUUGCGUACCUCUCCGCACAUUGCUGGGAUUCUGUGAGGACUACAAACGCGUGGUAAUCAACGCGAGACACGAACUCAUUCUGAUACGAUCACGCAACGACAACAACAGCAUCUUUGCUUCGGCUAACAGCGAGUCAACGGUGGAAUUGCACAAGGUGCAGUGGCGAAUACCACACGUUGUGUUAAAUGAUGUAAACAAAUUGAAGCUGUUGCGCACUCUGGAGAGCGGUCGAUAUUUAUCCAUGGGAUUUUGCUCGUGGGAUCUGUACGAGUACCCGCUGUUACAGAGCACGACGUCUCAUUCGUGGGCUGUAAAAGCGGCUAAGCAGUUGGAAAAGCCGCGUUACAUCAUUUUUGCGUUGCAGACCGGUCGAAAGAACGUUGUCAGCCGAGAUUGCUCGCGGUUCGAUUAUUGCAACUUGUCCAAUGUAAAGUUGUUCCUGAAUUCGGAAUUCUAUCCUUAUGAUGACUUGAAUCUGGAUUUUAGUAAGGAACGAUAUGCCGUUUUGUACAAUAUGUACGUCAAAUUCAACAGAGCCUACUACGGACGCGAUGAGGACGAGGCGCUUCUAACAUUAGACAAGUUUAUCUACUGCGGACCUCUCGUAGUCAUUGACUGGUUGCGCUAA